This is a messenger RNA of Cydia amplana, 820 nucleotides long. RefSeq lists its product as uncharacterized. The transcript has 3 exons. The record is from RefSeq and is a predicted model, not a curated record. NCBI's taxonomy places the organism in Eukaryota, Metazoa, Arthropoda, Insecta, Lepidoptera, Tortricidae. Gene Ontology annotation, biological process: mitotic cell cycle; centriole replication. Bases 84 to 632 code for a protein of 182 amino acids. Gene Ontology annotation, cellular component: centrosome; centriole. Gene Ontology annotation, molecular function: calcium ion binding.
AAUAUUAAUUAUCUUAAAAAUAUAUAGGUAUUUUAGUGAAAAGUGAUUUCAGGUAAUUAACAUAAGUGUGUGCCCCGUUCUUAAUGGUACAAACAAUGACAACUGCAGUAACAACUACCCAGAAAAAGGUCGGUACUGGUAAUGCUCCACCAGGAGGCAUGCGAAAGAAAUCGGGCCCCAAGUUUGAGCUCACUGAAGAACAAAGAAGGGACAUAAAAGAAGCAUUUGAUUUGUUUGACACAGAAAAUACUGGAAAAAUUGAUACAAAGGAGUUAAAAGUCGCAAUUAGAGCCCUUGGUUUUGAACCUAGGAAAGAGGAAAUCAAAAAGAUGAUUGCGGAAAUUGAUAAAUCUGAUGGAAAAGUGUCAUUUGAAGACUUUCUGGAGUUGAUGACAGUGAAGAUGGCAGAGAAGGAUACGAAAGAAGAAAUCAUGAAAGCUUUCAAACUGUUUGAUGAUGAUGAAACUGGUAAAAUCUCUUUCAAGAACUUAAAGAGAGUGGCAAGGGAACUUGGCGAAAAUCUAACUGAUGAAGAGCUGCACGAAAUGAUAGAUGAAGCAGACAGGGACGGGGACGGGGAAAUCAACCAAGACGAGUUCUUGCGCAUCAUGAAGAAAACUAGUCUUUAUUAGCUCACAAAAGUACUAUUUGGCCUAUUUUUCAUACUUAUUGUACUCUUGGAAGCACAAAUUAUAUUCUUCAAAGGGAUAAUGAAAUUGUAGCAGCUGCGGAUAAGACACUUGCAACAAGUUAUUGGAAUAGUUAUCUAUAUUUUUGUAUAAGUGUUUAAACGAUACAUAUUGUAAGCACAGGACAAGUG